ACUUGCCAUGCUUUCGCCUGGCCAUGCCAAUUUCCCCCCUAAUCCGUAUAUCUAUCGAUUGACGGAAGCUCUGGUCCCCCGGCGGGAUAUCACGGUGAUCCUCGCCACCUCACUGAUCAACAAUCAGAACCAUGGAGGCACUUUUGUCUCAUUCCUUUGAUUACCUCUCUUCCUACGAGUCUGGUAAAAUUCGCAAAGGCUUGCGGCAGAUUGAGGGCCUGCUAGCGCAAAUAUGUCUCUCGAGUUCAAAUCCGUCGCCCCCGGACCGACGACGAAACGCAUCACAAGGACACCGACUGGCCCCGCCAAAGAGAUUGGAAUCAUUACGCGAAGACCCAGCAUUUAGAGAAUUUUUCAAACUUCAAGAGGGUUUUCAAUGGAACGUCGCACUUCGACUGAUCUCAUGCUUGGAACGCCUGCUGGGCAAAGGAAGCAAUGGCCAGAAUGAUCUGUUAAUCAUCGCAACUCUGGACCUCAUUCAAGGCGCUCUUCUUUUGCAUCCGCCGUCGCGCUGUCUUUUUGCGCGCGAAAUCUACAUGAAUCUUCUUCUCGACCUUCUCGAUCCGUGCAAUUGCCCUGCCAUCCAAUCGUCCACGCUACUGACGCUUGUCUGCGCACUACUUGACCAACCCCGAAAUACACGCACGUUCGAGAUCCUCGAGGGAUUGCUUACCGUUACAUCGCUCUUUAAGAUGCGCUCCACAAGCCGCGAGGUCAAGAUCAAACUGGUGGAAUUUCUCUAUUUCUACCUAAUGCCGGAGACAGCUCCGCUGGGCCUCAACAAGAGCGCGCUUGCUACGCCGGUGGUCCAACGCACACCGAGCCGACUCGGCGGACUCAGCCGAAGCGCUAGCGGUGGUGCCCAACGCGACUUGGACGAUACGAGGACAACGGAGCAAAAACAGGCCCUGCUGGGCAAAUUUCUGAAUAAUGUCGAGGAUCUCGUGGCCGACCUUCGAGACAACGCACCUUUUGAAGGAACGGUAUACUAGCUUGAUAUGAUGUUACGCAUCACGAAAAUGAUUCUGGGACGCCAACGACGCAUCUCCGACGCGAAAUUGGGAUGGUUCAGCAUGCCUCGAAUAUGAGGGGAUAAGGGGACACUUUUAUUGUCCC
This is a messenger RNA of Xylona heveae TC161, 1116 nucleotides long. RefSeq names its product cell division control protein 14. The record is from RefSeq and is a predicted model, not a curated record. The coding region runs from base 132 to 992 and encodes 286 amino acids. The transcript is spliced from 4 exons. Lineage: Eukaryota; Fungi; Ascomycota; Xylonomycetes; Xylonales; Xylonaceae.